CUUCACCCAUAUAUAACGUACAGAAAAAGUCGCGACCUGUGACCUAGGGUUUACUUCCACGGAGAGGAAGAAGAAAGAAGUGCCGCUAAACCUCGGAAGAACACCGCAAUGGCGAGAAUCAAGGUUCAUGAAUUGAGGCAGAAGACGAAGGCUGAUCUCCUCAACCAGCUCAAGGAUCUCAAGGCUGAGCUCGCUUUGCUCCGAGUUGCUAAGGUCACUGGCGGCGCGCCCAACAAACUAUCCAAGAUUAAGGUGGUGAGAUUGUCCAUAGCACAGGUUUUGACCGUGAUAUCUCAGAAGCAGAAGUCUGCAUUGAGGGAAGCAUAUAAGAAUAAGAAGUAUCUGCCUCUUGAUCUGCGUCCUAAGAAGACUAGGGCUAUUCGUAGAAGGCUCACCAAGCACCAGGCAUCAUUGAAGACUGAACGGCAGAAGAAGAAGGAUACAUACUUUCCUGUGAGGAAGUAUGCCAUUAAGGUGUAGGGUAUUUGGGCAAUCUUCUGUAAGCUUUUGUUAUUAAUUACAAGUUUUGGUACGCUUCAACAAGUAGUUUUCUGUUGGUGGUAUUGAAUUCAUGUUUUGUUACUUGAGUUUUGAGACUUGGUGUUCCCUUUACAUGCUGCUAGGUUUGAUACAGUGUCAUUCUAUGAAUAGAAUUCAGUUAAAUUUUUAUGCAUAUCUUAAUGUUAUUCUAUUUCAUUCA
This is a messenger RNA of Prosopis cineraria, 700 nucleotides long. RefSeq names its product 60S ribosomal protein L35-like. Bases 109 to 480 code for a protein of 123 amino acids. Gene Ontology annotation, cellular component: cytosolic large ribosomal subunit; ribosome. Lineage: Eukaryota; Viridiplantae; Streptophyta; Magnoliopsida; Fabales; Fabaceae. The record is from RefSeq and is a predicted model, not a curated record. Gene Ontology annotation, molecular function: structural constituent of ribosome; mRNA binding. Gene Ontology annotation, biological process: maturation of LSU-rRNA from tricistronic rRNA transcript (SSU-rRNA, 5.8S rRNA, LSU-rRNA); translation. The transcript is spliced from 4 exons.